CUAACUUAAUACUGGAACGCGAUUGGCCGAUGAACGACGGAUGGUAGCACUGAAAAACAGACUGCAAAAAUCAUGCCUUAUCACUGAUUGCCCGCCGUCGUAUCAAAUAUAAAUUAUCGCGUCGAGCUAUAGCAUGUGAUUAUAUCGAUGUUAUUUAUUGCAAUUGAAACCUCUUUAAAUUAAUUGUCGAGAGGUGUGACGAAGAAGCAGGGAAAAACUUCUUUCGGUAGUUUGCCAUCCCGUGUAUAAUUUUUGCGUAAUUGCAACACAGCGCGAAAGAUAUAUCGAGCUUAUCAUUCGGUAAUUAUAUAAAUAGACGUCACACCGUACACACAGUGGAGACUGCAAACGAUUUUUCUUUUUACAACAAUGCCGAUCGACUACGCCGCAUUUGCGUACGCUGUCGCGGUGGCUGGUGGCGGAGUGUUAGGUUACGUGAAAUCGAGUUCCAUCCCCUCGUUGGCUGCGGGUCUUCUUUUUGGAUCAGUUCUAGGAUAUGGUGCUUACCAGACUUCCCAGGAUUCAACCAACGUUGCAGUUUUCUUAGGCACUAGCACGGCUCUUGGAGGUCUGAUGGGAUAUCGAUUUUACAACAGUGGAAAGAUAAUGCCAGCUGGAGUAAUCGCUAUACUAAGUGCUGUUAUGAUCGUAAGGACAGUCACGAAAUAUUUCUCACCACCCUUGAAGACUGAAUGAAUGUUGCGUGUUUAAGAUAUUGCAUUUAUUAAUUUUAGGUUUAUGGUACGAGGGGGAGGAACAAUGUAAUCAAAGAAUUUAUAGAAAUUAGUAAUAUAUUUAAUAAAUAUAUAUUAUUUUCAUUGGCAGA
Messenger RNA from Acromyrmex echinatior (Panamanian leafcutter ant), 826 nucleotides. Its product is annotated as transmembrane protein 14C. Lineage: Eukaryota; Metazoa; Arthropoda; Insecta; Hymenoptera; Formicidae. The record is from RefSeq and is a predicted model, not a curated record. Gene Ontology annotation, biological process: regulation of heme biosynthetic process. Gene Ontology annotation, cellular component: mitochondrial membrane.